Penicillium paradoxum is the source of this 7482-nucleotide messenger RNA. RefSeq names its product 1-phosphatidylinositol-3-phosphate 5-kinase FAB1. Gene Ontology annotation, biological process: phosphatidylinositol phosphate biosynthetic process. Gene Ontology annotation, molecular function: metal ion binding; 1-phosphatidylinositol-3-phosphate 5-kinase activity; ATP binding. The coding region runs from base 1 to 7482 and encodes 2493 amino acids. The transcript is spliced from 4 exons. NCBI's taxonomy places the organism in Eukaryota, Fungi, Ascomycota, Eurotiomycetes, Eurotiales, Aspergillaceae. The record is from RefSeq and is a predicted model, not a curated record. Gene Ontology annotation, cellular component: fungal-type vacuole membrane; endosome membrane.
AUGGAGUCUCAGCAGUCUCAAGACUCACAGGGUCCUUCUGUGGAGCCCAACGGCCUACCUCUUGGGGGACGCAGCUCAUACGACUCUACGGCCACGACGCAGGCCGAACGGGAAUCAAUGAAUGCAGCUCUGGAUCAUUACCACAACGCAGCGUAUCAGUCCGAGUCCCUCACUCUGUUCAACGAAUUUACUAGUCCACCUGAUCCAGCCACUACAUCCGAGGAGAAGGGACUGUCAGAGGAACUACAGGGAGGUCUGAGCGGGCUUUACAGUCGCUUUAGGACCUCCGUCGGAGGAGUGAGAGAUAUUGUGAGCGGUGGUGGGAAGUCCACCGAAAAAAAUACAGCGGAAACUCCUGCAGUCAACACUCCUGCAUCGGAAUCUUCGAUGGGGAAAUCAGUCCCGGACCUGGCUACAAGCUCUGCUGUUUAUCCCUCGUCACAGCCCAACUCAUCACAAGGAUCCAGGCUCCACUCACCCGUUGUGCCAAACUUCCAUUCUCAUCAAGAUAUCGUAACACAAUCUCACACAGGAAAGAGGUCUAGGAUAUCUUCCAAGAGUGGAAGCAUAUCUUCCAAGACCUCAGUAUCGCCAUCCCCUGGAAUGAAGCCUAAUAUCGCACCGUUGACGAAGGCCACCGGUAGUGCCAUCACGGCAGACCCUGCAGUCACUCAACUCCACAUGAAUGUAGUUGGAACCCCCGAGCACUCAAGGAGUGGCUCCCUUAGCGGCCCAUUUCAAGGAAUUCAUAGUGCAGAAUCGAUAAGUAUCGGCAGUAAAGAAGGCCAUGUGGAUCUUUCCAUGAGUCAAACAUCUUCGUUGAAUCAGAAUCUUUCGAGUUCGCCGGUUCUCUCUGCAAAAGUACAUGACAGCCAACAUGAGGAUUUCAAUCCCAAAGACCCAUUCUUCUCAGCAACCCAUACACCAGAUAAUCAGUCUCGGGUUUCGAUUUCUACCCCAGAUCAACAAAAGCUGCCUGAAAGCACGUCUCACUCAGCUCUAUUGCGAAACUCCAAACAAACUGAACCAAUCCAGGAUCAUAUGGGGGAAACUUCGAUGUCACGGACAUCUCUCCCCUACGAAGAGCCGAAGGCUCUAUCAAAGCUCUCCACUCAUGAUGAAAUACCAUACCAUACGGAUAAAGUCCAAACUAACAUGAUGACAACUAUUCCUCGUGGCACUACCAACAAUGAGCCUCCAAAAACUACAGUCGCCGGUAGGCCCAGUGACAAGUCAACUUCCUCAAUCCGGGCAGGGCGACUGCCUGGCUAUGCCAUGUCACGGGCUUCCACGGCUGAAACCACUACGACAGUCUCUUCGUUGCCUCCCUUGAACACCACAGUUGAUCCGACUACUAGUCAAUACCUCCAAGCCAGUCGCCGACCCCCCGCUGGCGGUGACGGUGUCUUCUCGCAGUUGAAAAGCAAAUUGCUUAGCAAAGAUUUCUGGAUGCGUGAUGAAAAUGCUAAAGACUGCUUUAAUUGCGGAGAGUCUUUUACCACCUUUCGCAGAAAACAUCACUGUCGGACCUGCGGUCAAAUCUUUGAUUCAAAAUGCACUUUGAUCAUUUCGGGGACACGCUUUGGGCAACCUGGGAGUAUUAGGGUUUGCAAGCCCUGUGAGAAAAUGAUCAAUGCGCAUGAUGAUGAUUCAUCCGAAUUCUCCGAUAGCGAGCAGAGCCCCAUAGUUCCCAAUCCUCGGGUUAGUGAGCUCAGCUGGGGAAAUACUGCGCGGGCCUCUGCAGAUGAGGACGAUUCAUCCUCAGUUGUAUCUCAAUCGAUCGAUCACGUUUUGAGGACCCCGACAAUGGCUAUACCAGCUACACGACGGGCUGGGGAGGGGCACAAUCGCCGCUCAGCUGUUCUUGAGAUUGACUCUGAUCGCCCCUUAGCACGACCUACUUCUUCGCGCUCUCUACGGUCAUCCCUUGGUGUCAGGCCCCACUCUAUCGGUCACAAACGCCAUCAUUCUCGUCAACAAUAUAUAAGGGGCUUCAAACCAUCUCAUGAGGAUCGAGCUCCCUUCCAACGUCGACAGGCAGAUGACAUAGACCCUGAAUCCCGUCUCCCUGCUUUCCACAAAGAUAAUAUCAUUGACCCGGAUCUUGCUCAAUAUCUUUCGGAUGAUGCCUCGAGUGGCGACGAGCCGCCUAGUCUCUUGUCUGCAGUCUCUGAGGGCGCUCUGUCUAAGAGUGGAGGUGACGGCGAAAGGGCAUCUUUUGGGGGUCUUCUCGCUGCCAUGAAAAAGGGCAGAUCGGCUUUUGGAGACCGAAAUAUCCCUAAUGUGAAUCGAGAAGCCGAUGAGACCAGUAUCACCAGUUCAAAGGCUGUGAACUUACCCCGUUUUUCUCGUCGUCGAAACCUGAGCGUUACUAGCAGCUUGCACCCGCGCCAUUCGCCCCGGACGUCGAAGGACAACAUGCUUCCUCACGACACUCCGAUGCCAAUCAUUUCAUUAUCCGCGAAUUCAAAACAGGCCGGGUUCAAGAUGACUCGGAGUUCAUCAAUGAGAGGCAAUGAGGCGCCGCCAGUUGAACUAAACAGAGCCAGUCUAGAGCAUGUCCGAAAGCUACUGCGUCAACUACUUCUAGAAUCAGCCGUGUCCAACAGCCGCAGUUGGGAAAACGCACUGAUGCCAGUACUGUUGAAAGCAGGUGAUGAAGUUGAUCCAAAUGUUCAACGUGGGGAUGAUAUGGACAUUCGACACUACGUUAAAUUGAAGAAAAUCCCGGGUGGCCGGCCUAGCGACACGUCUUAUGUAUCGGGUCUUGUCUUCACCAAGAACUUAGCUUUAAAGGGUAUGUCACGAAACAUUUUACGCCCAAAUAUCUUGAUCAUCACCUUUCCUCUUGAAUAUGCUCGUCAACAACAACAUUUUAUGAGUCUCGAGCCUGUGAUUCGACAAGAGCGUGAGUUUCUGGAAAAUUUGGUUAGUCGAAUCUCGGAAUUGCGACCAAACCUGCUGCUGGUCGAGAAAACCGUUUCUGGUCUAGCGCUUGGUCUCCUUGAACAAGCUGGGAUUGCGACUGCAUACAAUGUGAAGCCGUCUGUCCUUGAGGCUGUAUCGAGAUGUACGCAGACCAGGAUUGUGACUUCCAUGGACAAGCUCUUAAUGAUCACAUUGCAUAGUGAGUGCAGCAGUUUUGACGUGAAGACCUAUGUGCAUAGUGGUCGGAAGAAAACCUACAUGUAUAUCUCUGGCUGCCCCAAAGAGCUUGGGUGUACUAUUAUCCUGCGCGGUGGGGACGAUGAAGUCCUCAGGAAAGUGAAAAGGAUCACAGAGUUCAUGAUCUACGUUGUGUAUAAUCUUCGAUUGGAGACGUGUGUCAUGCGAGAUGAGUUUGUGCAGAUACCAAACUCACCAAGAGAGGACAGAGCGGAUAUAAACGACGCAGACAAGAAAUGCAGUUCGCAGAUCAUCACGGACGGAGGCAAUGCACAUUCAUGCGACUUACGUACAGACACGAACGAGAAAUUCGGUGCUGUCUCUGAUAGUCAAAUCCUCGAUGAUGCUGAUGCUGCAGAAAUUCCAGACAACAUUCCAAUGCCGACAUAUUAUAAUAGUAUGGUUCAUGAUCACCAGACAAAGAUUUUGUCAGCCUCACCAUUCGUGGAAUUCGAACCUCCAUAUCUCCUAACGCGUGCGCGAGCGAUGGAACGCAGACUUGCGUACUUGAAAUUUCGUCGGGAUCAAGAUGGAAACUCUGACCAAGUCACCGAUGAAAAGGCUAAACCGCAAAAGUUCAUCCUCAUUACCCCAGAGAUGGUUCGGCAUUCACCGCAAGAUGCCCCGGCAAAAGUCAAAGAGGUACUGCGUGCUGCUCAUGAUGCUGAGUACGAUCGAGCACUUUAUCACUAUCAAACCCAAAAACGUCAGUGGGAAGCCUAUGUGGCAGGAACCGCCAACCUGUUUGACCCUUAUACACAUCAGAAUUUGGUUGUUCUCUACAGUGUUGUGUGUACAACAACAUCAGUUCCUUGCUCGGGGCCAGAUAUUUUCGCCCUAGAGUUCUACAAUGAGCAUGGAGAUGACACAAUCUUUGAGUCAGACCUCACACUUGGGCAGUAUGUUGAGGACCUUUGUCUCUCGGCAAAUUCUGUAUGUACUGUCAACGGCUGCGAGAAACGCAUGUUCGAACACCACCGCCAGUACGUCCAUGGCGAAGCUCAAAUCAGCGUCCUGAUCCAACCAUGUCCUCCUAAGCUCCUGGGGCUCCACGAUGUCAUGUUAAUGUGGAGCUGUUGCAAAAUUUGUGGCAAUGAAACCCAACCCAUACCUAUGUCAAAGAGCACAUGGAAAUAUUCAUUUGGAAAAUACUUGGAGCUCUCUUUCUGGGGCAGAAACAUGCGUGCUCGCGCUGGAGUCUGUCCUCAUGAUUUGCAACGGGAUCAUUUCCGCUAUUUUGGCUACAAGGAAGUCGCUUUACGAAUCCAGUACGAUCCAAUCCGUCUCCUGGAGAUUAUCGUCCCACGACCCCGGGUCACAUGGAAGGUGGACAACGACCUGAAGCUGAGGAAUGAGGUAUACUUGCGCACCGAGCAACGUCUCAACAAGUUCAUGGCAUCAGUUCAAAACCGUUUAAAGAGUAUCAAUGUCGAAAGUGUUGUGCCUGAGCUGCUGGAGAGCUGCCAGGAGGAGAUUGAGUCUCUGGUCAAGAAGGGCCAUGAAGACCACAACUAUCUGGUUCGGCACUUACAAGAUAAAUACACAAGUUCUCGCUACUGGGAGAUAACACCGCUGAAUGAGGUUCUUCGUGCCGUUCAAGAAAAGGUUGUUGAAUGGGAUACAACAUUCGCCGAGUUUGAGAAGAACUUUUUCCCAUCUGAAAAGGAUAUCAAGCAUAUGGCCACUUUACAACUCAAGAAGAUUUUCCUGGACAAAGAUGCAACUUCGGUUUCUUCUGAGGAUGCCCUUCAAACCCCUCCAGAUGCAGAAGAUGAAAACAAUCAGGCAGUCGACAGGCCACGAAUGAGGCGACGGAUGACACUCUCGCCGGAAAAAGCGCAGAACGUAUUAGUCUCCGUCGUUGAGGAGCAUGCUGGUAAAAAGCACCGUGAAGAACUCCAAGAAAUGGAGCUGCCCUCGCCACCAAUAUUCGCUGAGGAAGCAACUUUGGGACUCGAUGUAUCAACUGGAACAAGGGUCUCUCCUCAGGAUGAGGCCGUCUCACAAGACGAAGUCCGCCACCUUGACUUGGCUGUUCCAACAAGCCAAUCGGAAUGCAAUCUCGCCGAUCCAGCUGGCCUUUCAACUCAACCAACAAAUUCAGAUGUGUCUGAGAUGAUUGCCAGUGAUGGGUCCUCGGAAAUACCACCGCUGCCACAAGUUCCGGGGAGUCCGGAACAAGUGACCAAGAAUGGAAUUGAAGAGAGUGAAAUUCCUGAUAUGCCAAGUACUCCAGUUCGUCGACCUUCGGCGAUCCCGAGACCUACCGAGGCAGCUUUCCGACGCACAGGCAAGAUGCGCUCACCUCCUUUACUGCGUGCUCAGUCUCAACCAGCGAAUCUAGCACGGCCAUCCAACACUUCACCGGUCCCAGGCUUGAAAACGGUCCUUACCAAUCCAAUCGACCCCGAAAAGAAUGCAGGACAAUCAUCAACAAAGUCGUCGGACAAGAAGUUGAGCGACCGUUUAGGCUUGACUUCCCUCAAAAGUGCUCGAUUUGCCUCGGGUCACUCGCUGAUCCCUCGGUCUACUCCAGGCAAAAGGGGCAGCUCGCGGGUUUCUAAUCUUGCCAAGCAUUUCGAGCAGCUGAGUCGUGAAUUUGAAAAAGAAAGACAACGUGAAAGGCGUCAGCGUGCUGAAAAGGGCACACAUUCGCGAGCAUUCCCACUGGCGUCCUCGAAGCCGAUUGUGGAGGUCUAUCAGAAUGUGCGAGAGGCUGUUGAGGAACGCGAACCACCUGUGGACAGCGAGGAGUCUUUACCCUCAGCUCCACAAAUUCCAACGGACGACCAGAGUCGUAAGAGCGAGGAAUUUGUAAACCGCCAUGUCACUCCUGAUGAGCCUUCUCUACCAAAUGUGUCACUGCCAAAGCCUGUGGAUGUAGACAGCGUCCUCCGCUCUGACAACGUAUUGUCUGAUGGCGAAGCCGAUGAGCCCCAUAGUGAUGAGGAUCGAAACAUAGUUGAGGAUCGGAAUAUGCUUGAGGAUCUCCAUCCGGUUGAUUCCCAUGAAGAGACGAAACAAUCAACAGAAGACGAUUCGAUUGAUUUCAAAGAGCUUCCCAAACAUGAGCGCACCACGCUUCUGAAAAUGCUGACAAACUUCUGGUCUGAACGCUCUGCGAGUGGAUGGGAAUCUCUUGACUAUCCUCUUAGUGUGAUGGAUCACGUCUUUGCUGAUUGCAAUAUCAUUGUUCGCGAGGAUGAACCAAGCUCUUUAAUUGCCUUCGCUUUAGAUUCUUCUGACUACCAAGAAAAGCUUGCAACCAUUCAACAGUGUUUUGACGAAGCGCAAGAAGAAAAAUCAGAUUCGCCAAAUGAUAUCGAAGCUACGAAUGAGGCACGAGUGGAACAUGCCCUCUUGCGACCAACAGGCACACAUCUCAAGUAUCAAUUCCAAGAAGGCCCAGCCAAGAUGCUAUGCAAAGUGUUCUACGCCGAGCAAUUUGAUGCUUUGCGACAGAAAUGUGGCGUUGCAGAUCGAAUUGUCGAGUCAUUGUCUCGAUGCGCCAAGUGGGACUCCAAGGGCGGCAAAACAAAAUCACUUUUCCUGAAGACCCUGGACGACCGGUUCAUUCUUAAAUCGCUUUCGCCGAUUGAGACACAGGCCUUCCUCAAAUUUGCUCCCGCAUAUUUCCAAAUCAUGUCCGAGGCUUUGUUCCAUGAACUGCCUUCCGCAAUUGCCAAGAUGUUCGGCUUUUAUCAAGUCAUCAUCAAGAACCCAGUCACAGGAACAGAGUUCAACUGGUUCUUGUUACUCAUGGAGAACUUGUUCUACGAUCGCGUCCCUACCCGCAUUUUCGACCUGAAAGGCUCGAUGCGAAACCGCAAAGUCCAGAGCACUGGCGAACGAGACGAGGUUCUCUUGGAUGAAAACAUGGUGGAUUUCAUUUACGAGACACCCCUCUUCGCGCGCGAACACUCCAAAAAGCUUCUUGGCCAAAGUGUGUGGAAUGACACACUCUUUUUGGGUCGUCAGGACGUCAUGGACUACUCACUCAUGAUCGCCAUUGAUGAACCACGCAACGAGUUGGUGGUGGGUAUCAUCGACUGUAUCCGCACAUACACUUGGGACAAGAAACUUGAGUCCUGGAUUAAGGACAAAGGGUUUGGUGGCGGUGGUCGCAAUCGACCGACAGUCACAAGUCCCAGGGAAUACAAGGGCCGUUUCCGUGAGGCUAUGGCCAGAUAUGUGCUCCAAGCUCCAAGCUGCUGGCAUCAAUUCCAACCAAACGCAAUGUACCGCCAUGAGAACCAGACCGCUGAACUUGAGACUAUCGAUGGAAACAAGUUCGUGGAAGAUGCUGGUUUCCAGUAG